AUGAAUCGCGUUAUGAUACAGGAAAUCGCGAGAUCGCUUGAUCUGCUGGAGCCGGCUGAGGGAGAGUCUCGAAAAAUUGGCAUGUACUCCUGGCUAAGGGAUGCUAUUACGACUGCUACUACGAGGGCAGUUUACGGGCCGAUGAACCCGUAUGAUGAUAAGGCUGUCGCCGAUGCUUUCUGGGAAUUCGAGAGCGGUCUAAUGUCGAUUUUGAUUGGCUUUCUUCCCUCAAUCACGGCUAGGAAGCCUGUUUCUGCGAGGACCAAGGUUGCUGAAGCCUUCGAGGAGUACUACAAAGCUGGUGGAGUGCAAAAAGCAUCGGCACUUGCUCAGAUGCGAUACCAGGCAGAGAUUGACAACAAUGUUCCGCUGGAAGACAUCGCUCGAUACGAGGUCGGAGGCUCAAUCGCCAUCUUGGUUAAUACUGCGCCGUCAGCUUUCUGGACUCUCUUCCUGCUUCACUCUCACCCGGGCCUCCUCGAAGAAAUCCGCGGCGAGGUCGAUGCUUGUACUGUAACAACCACAGAGGGCGGCUCUACCAUCAAGACCAUCGACAUCACCACCCUCAAGCAAGCUUGUCCUUUGUUGCUAUCGUCCUACCAGGAAGUUCUUCGUUAUUCUUCGAUGGGCACAUCCGUGCGCGAGGUGAUGGAAGACACCUACCUCGAUCAGUGGUUGCUGAAGAAGGGUGCCAUGUUGCAGAUGCCCAGCCGCAUCAUCCACCAGGAUUCUAGCCUCUGGGGUACCGACGUCACCGACUUCAACCCUCGCAGAUUCCUCCCCGAAGAGAAACAAAAUCGCCCGCGCGAUGUCUGCUUCCGCGCUUUCGGUGGCGGCAAAACUCUCUGCCCUGGCCGCCAUUUCGCCACCAAUGAGACCCUUGCUGUCGUCGCCGUCUUCGUUGCCAGGUUGGACAUGAAGCCUGUGGAGGGUGGUUGGAAAUCUCCUACUACUGCCAACACCAACGUUGCUGCAGUCAUUAUGGAGCCGGAUGAUGACAUCCAGGUUGAGAUCAAGAAUCGAAGGGGUUUCGAGGGGGUCAAAUGGGCUAUUAAACUUGACAAAUCUGAGAAGAUUUUUGCCAUGGUGACAGAAGAUGGCGUAGAAAUGGAUGAGCAAUGA
Diaporthe amygdali is the source of this 1122-nucleotide messenger RNA. RefSeq lists its product as uncharacterized. Bases 1 to 1122 code for a protein of 373 amino acids. Gene Ontology annotation, molecular function: oxidoreductase activity, acting on paired donors, with incorporation or reduction of molecular oxygen; monooxygenase activity; iron ion binding. The record is from RefSeq and is a predicted model, not a curated record. The transcript has 2 exons. NCBI's taxonomy places the organism in Eukaryota, Fungi, Ascomycota, Sordariomycetes, Diaporthales, Diaporthaceae.